AUGUCUUCUCCAAUGGAUUAUUGCUUGAUGGUUUUCUUUGCAGUUCUUGUUGUUCAUGCAAAUGCUGCUUGGGGUGUUCCGUUUGAACAAAAUUAUUUGGUUGAAUAUGGAAGUGAUCAUAUCCAGUACUUUGAAGGUCAUACAGAAGUUCAGCUAACUUUAGACCAAACUUCAGGGUCUGGGUUUGGAUCGAAAGGGGGUUAUGGCUCUGGGUUCUUUCAAAUGAGGAUCAAGUUACCAGACAAAGACACAACCAGAAUCCUCGCAACCUUUUACAUAAUCUCGGUUACGAGUAUCCAUGACGAAAUCGACUUCGAGUUCUUGGGCGGAAAUGAAUCUUUUAUCUUACACACAAAUGUUUUCACAAAUGGUGUAGGAGGUAGAGAACAGCAGUUUUCAUUCUGGUUUGACCCCACAGCCGAUUUCCAUACAUACAAGAUUCUGUGGAACGAUCAUCAAAUUGUGCUUUUUGUGGACGAGAUUCCCAUAAGGGUGUUCAAGAACAUCACUUACUCCGGUGUAGGCUACCCGACGCAGCCUAUGCGAGUGGAAGGGACCAUAUGGAGUGAAGACUGGGCAUCAAACGGGAAGCCUGUGAAUUGGAGCUCAGCUCCCUUCCGAGCCAAUUACCAAUGGUUCGGCAUCGAUGGCUGCCAGGCUCAAACUCUCAACCCUCAACAAUGUCACUCCCCUGACUUGUUCUGGAAUGGACAAAAGUUCUGGGACUUAGACGCGAAUCAAAGAAAAGCUUACGAAAAUGUGAGAAACAAGUUUCUGAUGUAUGACUAUUGCUUAGAUAGGGCCAGGUACCCCAACGUUCCACCCGAAUGUCAACUCAAUGGCUAA
Molecule: messenger RNA, 846 nt
Organism: Theobroma cacao (cacao)
Lineage: Eukaryota; Viridiplantae; Streptophyta; Magnoliopsida; Malvales; Malvaceae
Product: xyloglucan endotransglucosylase/hydrolase protein 2-like
Biological process (GO): cell wall biogenesis; xyloglucan metabolic process
Cellular component (GO): cell wall; apoplast
Molecular function (GO): hydrolase activity, hydrolyzing O-glycosyl compounds; xyloglucan:xyloglucosyl transferase activity
Source: RefSeq, a predicted model, not a curated record